Ruditapes philippinarum (Manila clam) is the source of this 495-nucleotide messenger RNA. RefSeq lists its product as uncharacterized. Gene Ontology annotation, biological process: DNA transposition; DNA integration. The transcript has a single exon. Gene Ontology annotation, molecular function: DNA binding. Bases 1 to 495 code for a protein of 164 amino acids. NCBI's taxonomy places the organism in Eukaryota, Metazoa, Mollusca, Bivalvia, Venerida, Veneridae. The record is from RefSeq and is a predicted model, not a curated record.
AUGGGUAGAAAAGGUUCAGAAAUGACCAUUGAUGUAAAAAAUAUUGCUGUUUGUAUGUAUAAUGAUGGAAUGUUAAUAGCGGAAAUUUCGAGAACUUUACAGAAACCUCACAGUACCAUUUCAUCUAUUUUAAAAAAAUUCAAAUCAUCAGGAUCAGUGGAAAAUUUACAAAGAUCAGGCCGACCUCGAUCAGUGACAGACAGAGAUUAUCGCCAUCUUGACAGGACUGUGAAGUGCAAUCGUCGGGCUUCAUUAGCAGACAUAAAGAGUAAAUUUAAUGAUUGGAGAGCAGCGCCAGUUUGUAAGAGAACUGUUCAAAAUCAUUUACAUAAACAUGGAUUUUCUAAAAGAGUGAGUAAGAAAAGAGUUAUUGUGUCAAAGGUGAAUAGAGCAAAGCGCCUUUCUUUGUGUAGAGAGAAAAGAAGGUCUAAAGUAGUAGGUGAAUGGGAUCGUGUGAUAUUUUCUGAUGAAAGUCAAGUUGUAAUAGGCAGUUGA